UAUUAUUUUCAUUUCCCUCUUAUAUACAAAGGGGGCCUUUUUUUGGGAAAAAACGGCUAUGUAUUUAAACUGUUAUGCUUAUUGCAUGAGAUAAUUCGUAGUCGAUCGAUUCCUUUUCACAUGAAAAUAUUGUUUGAAUUGUCUUUAAUUGAAUAAAGAUUCAAAGAAGCAAACAAAGGAAAAUGUACAGCACUCACCAUAAUAGCUUAGCAAAUAAAAGAAAAGAAAAACAAGUCAACAUUUCAUGUUGAGGAGUCAGUAUGAAAUUCACAUUUUUUUGGCUUAAGCUUUGUUUAUUAUCAACGAAAUCCACAAGUCAUCAAUGAAAUGAGAAUACCAUUAUGCCGUUAAAUUGAUGAUAUGUAGGGUGGCAUGUUACAUACAGAAGAAAAAUCAGAAACUAAGAGUUCUGCUUUAUAAAUUGAGCGUUGUUCGAAUCGGCUGAGACAUGUAUCUUCCUCGAAAUUAUUCUUAUUUCAGCCCUCAAUACGUAAGGAAUUCACUAUUGUAACUUACUGUGUGCAACCUGACAGAUAUACCUAGAUUCAUUCAUUUCCCGAUCCAAACCACAUUCAAUAUAAUGCUCGUGUACAAAGAGUGAAUUUGAAUACUAAUCGAUUAACACAAGUAAAAGCUAAAACGAAGCCGUACAACCCAGAAGCCGGUCUUGAUUGGUGGAAAACAACGAAAUGCAAAAUAGUCACAUUCUGUAUUUUUGGUGCUUUAUUAGUGUUAACGGGGAUUCUUGUGCCAACGUUACUCGGUCUAUUCAGUAAAACUCCAGCAACAACACCGAUUAUACAGAUAUUUUGGCCUUUUGAUGGAAAUACAAAUGAUUUUUAUGGUACCUAUAACGGGACUACUGUGAAUAGUCCUACCUACUUCUCGGCUGGUAUCACCGGCUAUGGCUCGGCCAUCAAUCUCGUCGCUGCAUCAUCUCAAAGCAUCGUUGUAUCAACCUAUUUGAAUCUUGCUAGCACUAGUUUCACGGUGGAAACUUGGCUCUAUCCGACGACUACACCUAGUGGAGACAAUGCGAUCUUUGGUCAGUGUGCUUGUACCACAUGUACCGAUCAAUGCAUGUACCUGGUGUUAAGAAGUGGCGUGCUUUACAUGGGUUUUUAUGGAGAUAAUCUCGCAGGCGUGACAUCUAUCUCGGCGAAUAAGUGGUGGCAUGUCGCGUUUGUGUUCGACAAUAGCGCAUCUACACAGACUAUUUAUGUAAACGGGGUACAAGACGCAACACGCACAUCGAAUUCUUAUAAAGGUACAUCUGGAGGUCUGACGCUCGGAACUUCUGCUAUACUAACUCCGAACAACUAUUUCAACGGUUAUUUUGAUCAGAUGGCUUUUAUUUCUAAAGCUAGAAAUGCUUCCGAACUGUUGGACGCGGCCACAUUAACGGUGUACUAUACGUUUGAUACCCUCACUUCCGGUAAUUAUUCGUUUGACUCGGGGCCUAAUCUAAUAAACGGAACCGGUGUCGGCGUUACAUCGGCGUCAAGUGGUCGGGUCAACCAGGCUCUUCAAUUCAGCACUUCUGGUGCCUACUUCCAAGUAGGGGGUCUUAUCCUGCUGGCAACAGUGAACAAUCCGUAUUCGGUAUCUGUUUGGGUGAAACCAACAUCUUUGGCAGGAGGAAGCAUUAUUCAAUGGUCAUCAGCUAACACCGGCUCUGGGUGGUGUAUAGGUUAG
Messenger RNA from Didymodactylos carnosus, 1695 nucleotides. Lineage: Eukaryota; Metazoa; Rotifera; Eurotatoria; Philodinida; Philodinidae. The record is from the annotation of a GenBank genome assembly.